AUGAAUAUCCUUGGUGGCAGUGAAGAGCUGAAGCGGGGAGGGCCCUCUUUGAGGCAGAAGCUUUUGGACUUCCCUGAGAAGGAGAAUGAAAAGCUGGCUGAGGCCGAGAUCAGGAGACUGCAGAAACAGUUUUGGAUAGCAGUGGAGAAGAGGAAAUCCUACGGUGCCAACAUGAGGCAGCAAACGCAGGCUCAGGAAAAAGAAAUAAAGUUGCUGACACAAAAACAUGAAGACGUGUCAUUAAUGCUGAGACAGAUCACGUCCCUGAGAAAUGCAAUGCUGGAUGACAGAAGUUGUACAGAGCUCCAAUGCCUUUUGCAGACCAAACAUCAGUAUGAUUCUCUGAUUAGAGACAGAAAAGCCCUGUUAGCUGACAUGGACAACCAGAUACUAGAGCUGGAAAAAAAGAUUAUGAGGCAAAACCAGGUAGCAGUGAAUGUGAAGCAAGCGAACUGUAGCAAACGGCUGCAGAAGCAGAUUGAGAGACUGGAGAUGCGCCUAAACAAUGUCACUAUCCAUUUCGAUACCAUCCUGACCAGAAAUAACAAGCUCCGAGAAGAGAUUGAAAACCUGCGAAUCCAGAAAGCCACUUUGGACAACUUCUACUUGAAACUCCAUAAGAAGCUGGAUCAGCAGAGGAGAAGGAUGAAUACUGCCAUUGAGCAAUCCGCACAAGCCUAUGAGCAGCGGAUGGAGGCUCUGGCAAGGAUUUCAGCCAUGAAUGAAAGGCACAGCAAAGACACUGUCCAGUACAAUGUUGAGCUGCAGGAGCGGGAGCGUGUCCUUGACCAGGAGACCAAACUGAAAACCUUCAUGCUUGCCAAAUUUACAGAUCGCUCUGAAUUGGAGGAACAGGCCAAAAAGAAAAAAGCCUUGAAGGCAGCCCAGCGGGCGAAGCAGCGCCAAGGGGAGAGCUUUGAGAGCCAGGAAGUGGCUUACAAGCGCCUGCUGGAGCUGGCGGAGGAUGGGGACAUCGACCGGCUGCUGAAUGACUUCAUUGAAAAAGAGGAGAAGAACUUCGCCUGCUUCAGCUACGUCACUGAGCUGAACAAUGAGAUGGAGAGCAUGCAGCAGAGGAUCAAGGACCUCCAGAAUGAAAUUUCAGCCCUCGUGACGGACCAGGAGUAUGCAGAGAGCAGCCGCCUUCAUGUCCUGCAGGAGCUGGAGGAAAAACUAAUGAAAACCACUGAGGAAGCCAACUUGUAUGAAGACAGAUGCAAAGAGAGCAACAAAGUCCUGGGCCAGCUCAAAUCUGGCAUGGAAGCCCUGUUGAAAGAAAUCAACUGUGAUACUGUGAUGAUAAUGAAGCAGCUUGGAGAAAACAAGCAGAUCACAGAUCUGAACCUGAUGCAGUUUUUCGGUCUCGUGGAGAAGAAGACCAACGAACUCCUGCUGAUGGAGUCCAUCCUGCGCUACACAUCAGCUGACGGCUCGCACCCAGCCCAGCCCUUCGCCAACCCGCUGCUGGGCGGCACCGAGCUCCUCCGGGUGAUGGACCGGACCCAGCUCUGCCCACCGACCCCCACCCUGGACAGCACCGCUGACACCUUGGAGGUGCCACUGGACCAUGGCCAGCUGCGCCAGCUGAUUCUACAGAGCCACGAGAGAGAGGGCAACGCCGCCAGCACGGGCAAGAAGGGGAGGAACAGCAUCAAGGUGUGAGAGCCCA
Molecule: messenger RNA, 1669 nt
Organism: Phalacrocorax carbo (great cormorant)
Lineage: Eukaryota; Metazoa; Chordata; Aves; Suliformes; Phalacrocoracidae
Source: RefSeq, a predicted model, not a curated record